Molecule: messenger RNA, 808 nt
Organism: Nematolebias whitei (Rio pearlfish)
Lineage: Eukaryota; Metazoa; Chordata; Actinopteri; Cyprinodontiformes; Rivulidae
Gene: hsbp1b
Product: heat shock factor binding protein 1b
Exons: 4
Coding region: 157-390 (77 amino acids)
Biological process (GO): cellular heat acclimation
Cellular component (GO): cytosol; nucleus
Molecular function (GO): transcription corepressor activity
Source: RefSeq, a predicted model, not a curated record
CGCGAGAUUUCGUUCGUUUGUUGUGGAACAGCUGCUGACUGGGCGAUACGUGGUAGUGGUUUUCGAGCAGUUUCAGAUCAAACAGCAAGCAGUAGUUAUAUAAUAGUUGAUAUUUUUCAUUACUGUGAAAGUAAUAAUUAUCACUGACAUCACGACAUGGCCGAGACGGACCCCAAGUCGGUGCAGGAUCUUACCAAUGUGGUCCAGACUCUCCUGCAGCAGAUGCAGGGCAAGUUCCAGACCAUGUCAGACCAGAUAAUUGGGAGAAUUGAUGAGAUGAGCACGCGUAUCGAUGACCUAGAGAAGAACAUUGCUGACCUGAUGACCCAGGCUGGUGUUGAAGAGAUUGAGGCAACACCAGAAAAAGCUAAAGAAGGUCAAGGAUCAUAAUGAAGGUUCAUAACCAACAAGGUGUUAAAUUGGGCCCCGUAUCCAGGAGCAGGAUUUUUAACAGAAAAUGACUUCUAUUGACUUGCUGUGUUUUGUGAAAUGUUUUUCUAUAUUGUGAAAUGGUUACAGUAACGUUAUGACUUGGAACAUUGAACGUCCUUUGUGAGCUAGUGAUAUGCCCUUUAGAACUUUAGAGGAAUGCAGUUUUUUUUAGCUGCUGUCGUUUAAUUGUAUCAGAUGGUUUCUUGAUGUGAUGGUACAGGUCUGUUUUGACCCAGCCUCUGCUGAGAAUUCAAACCAGUUGGCCAACAGGCCAAUAGAAUCUCACUACCAGUGUGACACACCUAACGGCUGUGUUUGACAAAUUGGUGCGAUAUGCAUUCCACUUCUGAUACUCUAUUAAAGCUAUCUCAUAUAC